This is a messenger RNA of Paramormyrops kingsleyae, 3427 nucleotides long. Lineage: Eukaryota; Metazoa; Chordata; Actinopteri; Osteoglossiformes; Mormyridae. The record is from RefSeq and is a predicted model, not a curated record.
UGUGCAUGUGGGCCGGGUGAUGUGUAAGGCCCGAGUACCCUGUGUGUGCACGUGGGCCGGGUGAUGUGUAAGGCCCGAGUACCCUGUGUGUGCAUGUGGGCCGGGUGAUGUGUAAGGCCCGAGUCAGCUGUAGACUUCAUCACUCUGCUGCCACAACCACAGGUCGACCCCAGGGGAACAGAGAGAGCGGGCGGGGGAGACCACCCCCAUUGCUGCCUUGGAGGGCGACCGCUUAGGAAAACGCCUAAGGAGGAAGAGAAAGAUGUACAUGGACUCGGGCGACGAGGAGGAGGAAAACCUGGAGGAGGAGGAGGAGAAGACUAAGGCAUGCAAAGGCAGGAGGGCGGCCAAGCUCGCCCGGCUGGUGACCGCCCUGCCUUCGAAGAAGAAGGCGUGGAGCUGGUCAGCAUACUUGGAGGAGGAGAGGGCAAUUGCUGCCCCUGCCAAACUCUUCAAGGAGCACCAGUCAUUUCCUCAGAGUCGCAACGGCUUCAAGGUGGGCAUGAAACUGGAGGGCUUGGACCCCAGCCACCCGUCACUCUUCUGUGUGCUGACCGUUGCCGAGGUCCAGGGCUACAGGAUACGACUCCACUUCGAUGGCUACCCAGAGUGCUAUGACUUCUGGGUAAAUGCGGACUCCUGGGACGUGAAACCGGCAGGCUGGUGCGAGAAGACCGGGCACAGGCUGCUUCCCCCGAAAGGGUGCAGGGAAGGAGAGUUUAACUGGAGCACAUAUGUGAAGAACUGCAGAGGCCAGAUCGCUCCCAAGAACCUUUUCAGGAGUCUGAAUACGUCUGUGACUCCGUCCGGAUUCCGUCCGGGAAUGAAGCUGGAAGCUGUGGACAGGAAGAACCCGUCUCUCAUCUGCGUGGCCACCAUCGGCGCCGUCGUCGACAACCGGCUGCUCAUCCACUUCGACAACUGGGACGAGUCCUAUGACUACUGGUGUGAUGCCAGCAGCCCAUACAUCCACCCUGUGGGAUACUGCGAGGAGGCGGAGUUAACGCUCACCACACCAGCUGAAUACAAGCAUCCGAAGAGCUUCUCCUGGGAGAAGUACCUGGAAGAGACGGGGUCUCAGGCAGCUCCAGCUCGGGCUUUCAAACAGAGGCCGCUACAUGGGUUCCAGAUGGGCAUGAAGCUGGAGGCCGUGGACAAGCGGAACCCCAUGCUGAUCCGCGUAGCCACCGUGGCAGAUACCGAAGACCACCGGCUGAAGGUGCACUUUGACGGCUGGAGCAAGGAGUACGAUUACUGGGUGGAUGUGGACAGUCCGGAGCUACACCCCAUAGGCUGGUGCCAGAAGACGGGCCAUCCUCUGCAGAACCCCCAUAGUUCCACAGAUACCUCUGUGCUUCUGGGUCAAGGCUGCCCCACUCCGGGGUGUAACGGCGUGGGACACAUCCGGGGGCCCCGUUACGGGACUCACUACACUGCUGUCAGCUGCCCGUACUCUGAGAUGAAUCUGAACAAGGAGGGCCUGAUUCCUGACCGCCUGAGCGGGGAGCGGCCCACAGCCGUCGCCGGGCCCCACCGCGGCAAGCGGUCUGAGCCGGCCACACCCACCUCCACCACCCCGGAGCUGCCGGACAUGCCGGAAGACUCACCCCAGUCCAGCUCGGGCAGGAAGUUAUGGAGUGGCGAGGGUGAGCGAUCAGGCCGGAGCAGCACCCAGAGCCUGUCAGAGCCGUCGCACUGCGGCGAUGAGCAGCCAGGGGGCACCAGGGAGCAGAGUAACAACGGCACCCGGCCCAAAAAGUCCGGACCGAUUCCCCGGUGCCUGAGGCUGCAUCUUGUCAAGCAGGAAGCCGGAGAGAGCCGAGCAGAGGGCCCCGGCGGCCUCCGGCACCCUGCUCGUGAGUGCAUCUUCGCCUCCUCCUGCUCCUCCAGCCCCACCCACCGCAUCCACAUGUGCUGGGAGAAGCACUGCAAGCUCCUGCCGGAGGUGCUGGGCCUCACUGCCAAGCGGGUGUCCAAGUGGAGCGUGGAGGAGGUUGCCAGUUUUGUCUGUGGAUUGCCGGGCUGUAAAGACCAUGCCCCGACUUUCAGGAAUGAGCAGAUAGACGGAGAGGCUUUCCUGCUUCUCACACAAGCCGACAUCGUGAAGAUCCUGAGCAUCAAGCUGGGUCCGGCCCUCAAGAUCUACAACUCCAUCCUCAUGUUUAAGAGUGCCGACGAGGAGUGAAGGGCCGGCCGGCCCGCCCUGCCACAUGUCUCCCUUAGUCUUCCUGUCAUCAGUGGUACGAGGUGAAGGGUGAAGGUGUACUGCCGUACUACGGUUCUUGAAGGUGGGAAGGUCCUUAAAGCUCCUUUGGUGUUUGAGGCCCAGAAGUGUAACAACGGCGUGAAGCUGUUUGAUGUUCACGAUCAGAAUAUCUCCCAGUGUGCAUAGUUAAUGGCUUAUGGCUUAUUGUACCAGCUUUUAGUAGAAGAAAUGUUAUUGUCAGGAGGAACCUGUUCAGGGAUAUCAGAACGAACUGAGCUUCUGAAGUCCUACCUUUUACUUGAACGUGUAGUUUUUAAAUGAGAUUUUUCUUUGGCAGUCAGGAAGUUCCAGUAGACAGAUUUAUGUAGGGGAGGGUGAACUGCGUUGAAGCUUGUAUCAAAUCUUCACCUCUGAGAAGUACUCCAGGCCUGUGGAUGGCCAAUUGCAGUUCCAUAUUCUGCCACAAGGGGGCAAACAAGUAGUUUACUGUUGAGAUUUUUCCCAAGUUUACACUUAAAAUGGGAUGAAGGAGAAAUGUAGUAAUUUCUCUGUUUUCAUUCUAGACAUAGGGCUUGUAAGGGCUACAUGCAUGAAUUUAUUUGCUUCACAACGUUGGCUUUGCGGAAAGUCAGCUGGUAUGGACUGGAAAACAUUCACAUGCCAUUUGGUGUACGAAUGAAAAAAGUUCACUUUUGAAUGUAAAAUAUGCAAAAAAAGUAUAUGUUUUCUUACACAUCUGGCAUGGUUUACCUCAAUGUCUAGUGUAAAUACUGUUGACAGAACGUCUGUUGUACUAAAGACUUCUACAAAGGGAAAUAUGUUUAACAACUUGUGUUUUUAGUUGUCAUAAACAUUUCCCAGUAUUUUACAAGAAAAGCUUCAGCAUUUUAAGGGAGAUCUUAAAGUAUCUUAAACUGUCUGGACUUAAAAACCUGAGGGUUCAUUUAAACAAUUAAUUUAUUUUGUAAAUUCCAGCGGCUUGUAUAGGUUUUGUGAGUAAUUUUUACUGGAAUCCUUGUCAGUGUUACGUAGCGGUGAACCUCUGACCUCAGCGGAAUGACCCUGAAUGUGUACAUGAACAACGGUUUAUGUUCAAACCGAGUAUUUAUGCAUUUAUUUAAAGUCUUGAUAAUCGACGACGAUUUCUGGAAACGUCACUGACUGGGCAGGUUGUUGCGUGCGAAACUGAAUGGGAAUAAAUGAAUACAGUUGUCCCUCUUA